AUGCUAAGCUCUCUAUGUGAUUAUACACUCAAUUCCUCCACUAUAAACUUGCCAAAUAAUUAUUCUUCUCCACUUGUUUCUUUGGGAUUACAACCAAAUUUUCUUCCAAACGAAGGAAUUAUUUUGCCCCAAAUAUUGACUUACACAUUAUUCUUGGUUUUGAUUAUUGCGAGAUGGAUGUUGCCUAGAUUUGAGUUAAAUAGAGAAGAAUUGUCACAGAUAUUGCUUGCUUAUAUGGUGAUUUUUCGAUUAACUAAAGGCAGGAGGGCCAUAACAACUGAUAUUCUCGAAUUUGCCGGUCUAUUAAAUAGGUCUACAGUUUGUGCAGACUCUUCACUCAAAAUGUCAAUACUCAGUGCUUUUGCGCUUUCACUAAUCCAAUUUGCUUUCAUAUUGACAGCCAGUCGUUCUCGUAAAAUGAGAAUUGCUGUGGCUACUAAAAUUUUGUUAAGUACAAAUAGGCAUGAUUUUAGACAGGCAUUUUUCGACUUGGACAUUUGGUCGCUUCUAAUAUCCUUGGCAUGCCAGGAUUUACCCUUUUUAAUUGUUCGUCUGAUUGUUUUGGGCUGGCUUUGGGAAGCUGAUUUUGCUUUAAUUUUGUUUAUUUCAAAAAAUAUUUUGAUUAUUCUUUUGGAGAUUUACAGGUGCUUAUUAAAGUUAAAUUUUAUAUGGAAGGAGGGCUAG
Messenger RNA from Meloidogyne enterolobii, 684 nucleotides. The record is from the annotation of a GenBank genome assembly. NCBI's taxonomy places the organism in Eukaryota, Metazoa, Nematoda, Chromadorea, Rhabditida, Meloidogynidae.